This is a messenger RNA of Eruca vesicaria subsp. sativa (arugula), 249 nucleotides long. The record is from the annotation of a GenBank genome assembly. NCBI's taxonomy places the organism in Eukaryota, Viridiplantae, Streptophyta, Magnoliopsida, Brassicales, Brassicaceae.
AUGCUCAGCAGUACAUUCAGAGAGGUUACCCAGAGCAAAACCCUUAGCAGAUCCAACAGCAACAGUGGUCUACACGCGCUCAGCUUCCUGGACUGGAAGGCAACGUUAAAGCUCCCACCUCGAGAUAAUCGUUAUCAGACUGAGGAUGUGACGACUAUUAAAAGGGAUGAAUUUGAGGAUUACUUUUUGAAGAAGGGUCUGCUAAGGGGGAUAUAUGAAAAGGGUUUUGAGAAGCCUUCUCUGUUCUAA